Molecule: messenger RNA, 1155 nt
Organism: Mizuhopecten yessoensis (Yesso scallop)
Lineage: Eukaryota; Metazoa; Mollusca; Bivalvia; Pectinida; Pectinidae
Exons: 5
Coding region: 67-738 (223 amino acids)
Source: RefSeq, a predicted model, not a curated record
AGUAGCAAACGAUAUCGGUAUGGGCGUAUUUCACGAGACUCCGAGGACAUUUAUAAUUGGGUAACAAUGACACGAAACUGGCAUAUUUUCAUGGAUCUUUAUUCACGUACGGUCGAUUCAACUCUUCGAGGAACUAAACCAUACACUAUGAUGCGAAUGAUUUGCAUGUUUUCAGUGAUGUUCAGCACUGUGAUGAUGGCGGAAGUGACCGGAUGUGUCUAUCCAGACUAUCUCCAAGAUCAUAUCUGGUCUGAUAAAACGACAUUUCCUGCACAUCAUGUCGAGUUCAAAAACAAAAUAUUAAACACACAUCAGAAUCAAAUAAUUGCCAAGAUUAACUGGCGCUGUUUCCACGUCUCCAGGGAAGGUACCAGUGAUCUAGUUGUGUCCAGGGCAGAAUUGUUUGGACAAGAGUUCUUUCGCUGUGAGCUAUACCAUAAGGCCGACGCUGGCCACGUAUACUACAAAUCCCUCCAAGACCCCUACCACCACGUGUCAGGGGAGGGAGACAGGUGUAACAUAUGUAGCAAGAAAGAAGAUGCCAUCAACCUUGAGAGCCAUCUACUUGAAAGCGAGGACAAGAUCUCGCCUCCGCCGAACACUGCCCCAAAUUUUGGAUGUGGCGCAUCGCAAUGCGACGAGUGUCCGGUCGCACCUGUGCGGGCGUUGAAGGAUGAGGCGCGCUCCUUAGAGUAUAUUCUGCGUCAGUGGUUGGCUGAUAAAACCCCAGAAAAAUAAGCAGAAUGUGCGACUGUUUAUUUGUUCAGAAAACGCCAGCAAUACCAGAAUUUGUGAAGGACAAUGACUGUUUCUAUGGGCAGUUUCAUUUUUGUAAAGUUUUGUUUCCAAAUGAAGACCUUAAACUAGUUAGUUUUGUGUAAUGUAACAUCACUGUCAAUUUUGUAAAAUAAUAAAGGAAAAAUUAAAUGCACCUAUAAACAUAUUUUUUUUUAGAUUUUGUAAUUAAAGUUUUCCCUUAUAAACGAUCACAAUUACAUGUUUAUCCCAUAUUAUUGUAAUCUGUGGCAAUAAAAUAUGUUUAAAGAUCCCUGUCCCACAGCACUAUGGGAUUUUUCGUAUAUACAUUUUACAGUAUCAUGUAUUUGCACUAAUUAACACUUUCACCACAAGGGCAAAGAGAAUAAAUAGGUUCAC